Misgurnus anguillicaudatus (oriental weatherfish) is the source of this 2689-nucleotide messenger RNA. The record is from RefSeq and is a predicted model, not a curated record. Lineage: Eukaryota; Metazoa; Chordata; Actinopteri; Cypriniformes; Cobitidae.
CGGAGCAGAAGCAAAGAGAUGAAGAGAUUUAUUUGGGAGCUUUUUGAACGUCCUGUAUUUAGAUCACAUGAUAACAUUUCUAUAAUAAAUUAUACUCAGCGUGCUAAUGCACGAAGAGACACACUGAACAGAAGACGCUGCUGACAGAUAGCAAAAUUAUAUGCCUACUACCUGGACAGGUAACUAUCAGUCAUUCAAACUUAUUUAUUAAAAAAAAAAGACCUAUCACUGUUUGUCACACAACCUAAGUUAAUGCCUUUUUGUAGUCACUAGCUGAGAUUUACAAUUGAAACAGUGAGUGAUCUUUUCCCACCCAUGUAAAUGCAUGCACAUAGGAUAAUAUGUAAAUGAGAAUUGAGCAUUAAGUUGUAUCUAAUUACUCAUAUAAUGCUUAAAGGACUUAAAGUAAACAUGAAACAACCUUCACAACCCAUUUGACCGAAUAUUGGCUGAAAAAACGGGGUUUGCUGUUUUUUUUAUUAUUGCUGAAAUCUUUAUUACAUUAAUGUUUAAAAAGACUGCAUUGCAUGUAACAAUGUUGCGUAUUGAUUAUAGAUCGUUUGAAAUGUCAGCCAAAGUUGCGUCGGAUACAUUGCAGUUUUGUUAUUAAGACUCUAAAGUAAAUCGGGUUCGUUUUGAUUUCAUGUUUACUUUAAUGUUGUUCAAACUCAGGUAAAAUACUUUAAAUGUAAUUUUGCAAUUUCUGAAAAAAGGUAUUUUUCACUCCAGGAUCGUUCUGUUUUUCACAGUGUUUGUGAAUUGUGUUUAAAUGUGCUAGUUAAAUGCACUGAAUAAUGAAAUGAACACUAUACACCUUGCACACGUUGGAUGGUGGUGGAAGUUGGGAUAGGGUUCAUGCAAUUGAUAAAGUUAAAGUGUUUGUCUUGUCAGAAUACUUGGCAAGUUUGUUCUCAAAGCAAUGUACUAACUCUCUUUGUUGCACUAUUUUCCUGAAAGAGACCAAUUCUUCUUAAAACAGGUAUGGAAGAAGGACUCUCUGAAAUGUCGGAGCGGAUCAGAGGAGAUGGAGCUGUCGGAUAAGGGCCACGAUAGGCUGUCUGAAGAAAAGGAGGAACGACAACGUCGUAAAGAAAGGAAGUCCUCCAAGACGAGAAGCACGUCGAGAUCACGCUCUCGAGAAAGACGACACCAUAAUCGAAACUGGGACAAAAAAAGAUCUCGCUCACGCAGCGGUGACAAGAGAUCAAGGAGUCGUGAGAAGAAGAGACGGGGCAGAUCUCCAUCAAACUCCAAAACCAAACACAGACAUCGCAGCAGGAGCAGAGAGAAGAAGAAGAGAGUGGAAAAAAUGAGGAGGAGAAGUCGUAGUCGAUCAGUCAGUCCUGUGGCCUUCAGGGGCAGAAACACAGCCAUGGAUGCUCAGGAGGCGCUGGCCAGAAGGUUGGAAAGAGCAAAGAAACUUCAAGAACAGAAAGAGAAAGAGCUGCUAGAAAAACAACAUCAGGAGAGAACAGCAGCAACGGCUCCGUUGUUGGGUGACGGCGCCACUGCUGCAGCCGGCCCUGCUCUGAACGUUGCCGCACUGCUGGCUUCCGGCACGCAAGUAACCCCCCAGAUUGCCAUGGCUGCUCAGAUGGCGGCGCUUCAGGCCAAAACGCUGGCAGAGACUGGCAUCGCUGUGCCGAGCUACUACAAUCCCUCUGCGGUCAACCCAAUGAAGUUUGCCGAGCAGGAGAAGAAGAGGAAGAUGUUGUGGCAGGGGAAGAAAGAAGGGGACAACAAGUCACAGACGGCUGAGCUUUGGGAAAAGCUCAAUUUCGGCAACAAGGACCAAAAUGUUAAAUUUCGCAAACUGAUGGGCAUUAAAGGUGAAGAGGAAAGCGGUCCAUCAGGAGGAGCAGCAGCAUCAGCUCAUGAAGAAGAUGGUUUGAAGACCUUGCAGCAGCAGGAGGAGAUGUUUCGCAACCUGGACGUCCAGUACGAGAUGGCUAGAUCGCAGACGCACACACAGAGAGGAAUGGGCCUCGGCUUCUCCUCCUCUUUCUCCUCCAGGGGAAUGGAUCCUGUUUGAACUUCCUCUAUCGUCAUUCUCCAUUUUGUAUUGUUGUCGACUUUCCAGCUGUAAGGCCGGUGUGUAUCUGUUUGUAGAGAAUGCUGACACGGUAGCUUGUGUAGAUAUCGGCUUCAUCAGAUCUGGCUGGAUCAUCUUGGAAAAAUUCACAUGUAAAUACAAUUGAUCACUCAAACAAGAUUUGUCGCUUGGUUUCUGGAAAUAGUGUGUUUGAUACAAAGCUUUCGUUGGGAUUUAUGGUGGGCAUUGUAAUUGUAUAACUGUUUGUUUGUUUUUUUAUUAAAACUGUGUUUACAGAUAUGCCAUCUCAAAUGCAUGUGACGGACUAAUACACACUGACAUUGUUGGCCUAAUAACAAAGAAUACUGUCAGGGUAUCCAAAGGUAACAGAUCUGUGUGUUUUAUUUAUGAUUACUGAAUCAUAUGAAGCUACAGCCUGAUGCACUGUCUGCCUUGACGGUUUUGUCCUCAGAUGUAAAUGUUACAUUGUCCAUCAAAGUACAACAUUAGAGGAUGUUCUUCUAUUCUGAAGUAUUGUCACUAUAUAGCAAUGGCAUCGAAAGGCACGAUGCACACCCCCUUCAGACGUCACUCUGUAAAAUAUCAGUGUAUAGUAAGCAGGUCAUAGCACAAAAUAAACCUUGACACAAAGUGAAA